This is a messenger RNA of Adineta ricciae, 543 nucleotides long. The record is from the annotation of a GenBank genome assembly. Lineage: Eukaryota; Metazoa; Rotifera; Eurotatoria; Adinetida; Adinetidae.
AUGGACAUGAUCGAUUCAAGACAACAUACACCGUUCGCAUUUGGUGGAAGCACAAAACCUAUAUCUGAAUUAAUGUUCAACAAAUAUGAUUCGGAUAAAAAUGGUUCGAUUUCGCGAGAUGAACUUCGUUCACUUUGCUAUGAUAUGGGCUAUUACUUAUCUGAUGAGGAACUUCAAUGGGCUUUGACGUUAAUUGAUAAGGAUGGAAAUGGUAAAAUUGAUUAUAAAGAAUUCACUGAGUGGUGGCGAACAUCAUCUCGCUUCGAACAUCUUCGCAUUAAUCAUUAUCAAAGUCAACUGAUCUGCCACAUUGCGGAAAUCUUUCGUUCGUAUGACAAACAUAAUCAUGGUGUUUUGAAUAAGAAAGAAUUUGAUAAAAUGAAAAAGGAUCUAAUUCGUCAUCGCAUCAUUGACGAACGUGAACAUCAAGCUUGUCAAUUCGAAGAAAUCGACCGUGGACAUGAUGGAAGUAUUAAUUUCAACGAACUCAUCGCUUGGUUCAAAGAUGUCGGCGUUUUGGAUCAAAUUGGAAUUGCUAGUUAA